Molecule: messenger RNA, 860 nt
Organism: Vidua macroura (Pin-tailed whydah)
Lineage: Eukaryota; Metazoa; Chordata; Aves; Passeriformes; Viduidae
Product: E3 ubiquitin-protein ligase CHFR-like
Exons: 2
Coding region: 103-795 (230 amino acids)
Biological process (GO): protein monoubiquitination; protein polyubiquitination
Molecular function (GO): metal ion binding; ubiquitin protein ligase activity
Source: RefSeq, a predicted model, not a curated record
AUUGUGACAUGUGUGACAUCAACCCCUUUUGAGUUGUGCGGCAGCCCUGAAGAGCCAGAAUGCCUGCCCUCCUCCAAAGAGGACAGACACUGGCAGUGUCAGAUGGCGUUGCAGAAGGGCUUGGCAGAAGGUGGCACCUCUUCCUCUACUGCCAGUGACAACCAAGUGCUCCUGGCUGAGCCUCCACAUAAGUCAGAGGACCAAAUGUGCCCAAUCUGCUUGGACAUCAUCAACAACCAAGUCUCAGUGAGCUGGUGCAACCAUGCUUUCUGCUUUCCUUGCAUACUGGAGUGGUCACGCAAUAGACCUGUUUGUCCAAUCUGCCGGGAGCCUUUCCAAUACCUCCUCCGCAAAGUGGGAGACAAUAACUAUGAGGUGUACUCUAUAGGGCACUACACCAGCUCCAUCAGACAUAAUCCUGGAAGGAGAGAUCAUCGUCACUCUGCAGACGGGAGGCGGCAUCAUUCCACAGGCCACGGGUACCGCCGAUCUUCCAGCAGAGAGCACGGCAAUAGCCGUGCCAGAGACUGGGAAAGGGACCGAAGCAGAUCCCGGAGGCAGAGCCAUGAUGGCCAUAGCAGGGGUCAGCAGGCCCGGAGUUUUGACCCCUCAAGCAGCAGGAGACGGCCGCACAGCAGGGCUCAGGACACGGCUUCUGAAACAUCUCGUGGUUGGAACCAAGUUGCAAGGCAUGAAUGGGAUGUCCCAGUCCCUCUGGGGAGGAGUGAGCACCGUCAGCGGGCACCAUGGAAUCCCUCCAGGGAAUCCUGGGCAACAAGCAGACGAUUUCAUUGAUUCCAGUGGACAUCCCACACCUCUGAGUGAUUCAGGGACAGGUAGCACACCCUACUGAGAAAUGU